AUGCGCUACAACACCAUUGCUGGCGCGGUCCUGACCGCUGCCUCUGCCGUCAUCGGCAAGGAGAUUGCCAAGGACGAGGCCCUCGCUGCUGAGUUCUACGACAAUGGCGCGCUCCACGAGCACAUCAUGGCCGAGAAGCUCUCCUUCUGGCAGGGCGAACAGGCCGCCGGUCUGCUCGACUCGACCAAGUGGCCCCGCCUCAACUACACCAAGUGUGUCAACGGCAAGGCCGAGGCCGUCAAGGGGGACCCCCUCCACACCUUCCGGUGCAAGAACAUCGACCUCUACGACUUUGUCAACCACGCCGAGCUCGGCUCCCCCGGCUCGGACGUGCAGCUCCGCACCGGCUCGGGCUCGUGGGGCUGGGUCCACGAGGAGUCGGGCCGUGAGUUCGUCGCCAACGGCCAGUACGACGGCACCUCGUUCAUCGAGAUCCUGCCCGAGGGCAAGAUCAAGGUGCUCGGCUUCCUGCCGGCCGUCGUGCCCGCCGCCGCGCGCUCCCUGUGGAAGGAGGUCCGCCGCUACAAGAACUACAUUGUCGUCGGCUCCGAGCUCGAGGGCCACGGCGUCCAGAUCUUCGACCUCACCAAGCUGCUCGACAUUGAGCUCAAGGCUGGCGACAAGCCCGUCCGCUUCGGCAAGGCCGACCUCACCGGUUGGUUCAACGACCUGCCCAUCGGCUCGUCUCACAACGUCGUCAUCAACGAGGAGGCCGGCUACGGCGCCUCGGUCGGCUCGCGCCCGCGCAACGAGAGCGCCCUCGGCGGCUUCAUCUUCUUCGACUUGAAGGACCCCUCCAAGCCCGUCAAGCUCGGCAUUGCCAAGGACGACGGCUACGUCCACGACGCUGAGUGCCUCAUCUACCGUGGCCCCGACUCGCGCUACGACGGCCGCGACAUCUGCUACGCCUACAACGAGGACUCGCUGACCAUCUACGACGUCACCGACAAGUCCAAGCCCCUGAUCGUCUCGAUCACCAGCUACACGGGCGUCCAGUACACCCACCAGGGCGCCGUCCUUGACAAGAAGUGGCAGCAGUACCUGAUCCUCGACGACGAGUACGAUGAGGUCGGCCGCACCGGCCCCCACGUCGGGCCCGCCAUCGACGGCUACCCCGUCACCUACAUCUGGGACAUCUCGGACCUCGAGGCGCCCAAGCAGACGGGUCUCUACAAGGGCACGGUCCGCUCCGUCGACCACAACCAGUACGUCAACAAGUACGACGGCCUCGUCUACCAGUCCAACUACGGCGCCGGCCUGCGCGUCUACGACGUGUCGUCCAUCCCCGAGGACCCCACCGGCGACUCGGUCUGCGAGGUCGCCUACUUUGACAUUUACCCCGAGGACGACUCGGCCCCCGGCGGCGGCAACCCGGCCUUUGUCGGCUCGUGGUCCUCGUACGCCGAGUUCCCCUCGGGCUACGUCUGGAUCAACACCAUCGAGCGCGGCGGCUACCUCGUCAAGGUGACCAAGCGCGAGAAGUGCAAGCCCAAGACGUGCAACGCCGACAACUGCCUGCGCGCCCUGCGGCGCCAACUCGGUCGCCGGCCGCCUCGAGGAAUCGCAGGAGUUCUGCGCCGGCUUCCUCGACGGCUGGGAGGCUGA
Verticillium alfalfae VaMs.102 is the source of this 1605-nucleotide messenger RNA. RefSeq lists its product as hypothetical. The record is from RefSeq and is a predicted model, not a curated record. Lineage: Eukaryota; Fungi; Ascomycota; Sordariomycetes; Glomerellales; Plectosphaerellaceae. Gene Ontology annotation, cellular component: extracellular region. The transcript has 3 exons. The coding region runs from base 1 to 1605 and encodes 534 amino acids.